Carcharodon carcharias (great white shark) is the source of this 4747-nucleotide messenger RNA. RefSeq names its product branched chain amino-acid transaminase 1, cytosolic (gene bcat1). The transcript has 11 exons. Lineage: Eukaryota; Metazoa; Chordata; Chondrichthyes; Lamniformes; Lamnidae. Gene Ontology annotation, cellular component: mitochondrion. The record is from RefSeq and is a predicted model, not a curated record. Bases 205 to 1350 code for a protein of 381 amino acids. Gene Ontology annotation, molecular function: branched-chain-amino-acid:2-oxoglutarate transaminase activity. Gene Ontology annotation, biological process: L-valine biosynthetic process; L-leucine biosynthetic process.
UCUAAAUAAGGAGCAAAUCGCGGCAAGUGCCACUGCAAAUGCAAGGCCAGCCAGUGCCAGAGACGGUAGAGCGAGCCCUGUGUAUCACCCUAGAUAUUGGCUUCGCUUUGGCGCAAUUUAAUAGCAAUACAUUGCAUUUCGAUUUCCUGUCUGCAGGACCCACGGAAGGAUUCACUGAAAGAAAACGUGCCUGGAGAUCUAUAAAUGGAGAGCAGCAAACAUGGAAUCGAUGGGAGUUCCCCACAGCCUGGUGCUGAGGUCUUUAAGGCUGCAGAUCUGGAUAUUGAAUUGGUUCAAACUUCAGCAGAGAAGCCGGAUCCUAACCAGCUCGUUUUUGGGACGGUGUUCAGUGAUCACAUGUUGAUGAUUCACUGGACAGCUGCAAGAGGUUGGGAGAGACCACAGAUCAAACCUCUGCAGAACCUGUCGCUGCAUCCUGCGGUGUCAGCUCUCCAUUAUUCAGUGGAGCUAUUCGAAGGACUAAAAGCCUAUCGAGGAGCGGACAAUAAGGUUCGCCUGUUCAGACCCAUGCUGAAUAUGGAGCGGAUGCUGCGCUCUGCCAAGAGAGCCUGCCUACCUAGAUUUGAUCCCAAGGAGCUGUUGGAGUGCAUCAAAAAGCUGGUGGAGGUAGACAAAGAAUGGGUGCCUUACUCAAAAUCUGCCAGCCUCUACAUUCGCCCAGUCUUCAUUGGAACAGAGCCUUCCCUCGGGGUGAAGAUAGCGACCAAAGCUUUGCUCUACGUGAUCCUCAGUCCGGUUGGUCCUUAUUUCUCAACGGGGAGCUUUUCCGCUGUGUCCCUCUGGGCAGAUCCGAAGUAUGUCCGAGCCUGGAAAGGAGGAACGGGAGACUGCAAACUUGGAGGAAAUUACGGAGCAUCACUUUCUGCACAAUCUGAGGCCCUAACUGCAGGAUGUCAACAGGUUUUAUGGCUUUAUGGAGAUGAGCACCAUGUAACGGAGGCUGGGACCAUGAAUCUGUUUCUUUACUGGAUAAACGAGCAUGGAGAGGAAGAGCUGGUUACACCACCGCUAGAUGGCGUCAUAUUACCUGGAGUAGUGAGACAAAGCAUUCUGGAUCUUACACGCAAGUGGAAUGAAUUCAAGGUUGAAGAGCGUUCUGUCGGGAUGAACGAGCUUCUUAAUGCAAUCAGGAAAAACCGGGUCAAGGAGAUGUUUGGCUCAGGAACUGCUUGUGUCGUGUGCCCAAUAGAACGGAUCUUGUACAAGGGCGAGAAUCUGCAUAUUCCAACCAUGGAAAAUGGACCAAAAUUGGCUUCACGGAUCCUUGAAAGCCUGACUGCCAUGCAGUACGGGAGAGUGGUGACUGACUGGACCUACCUGGUGGUCUGAAAGUUGGAGCACCAUUGAAAGCAGACCGAAUGAAGAGCUAAGCAACAGAAGUUGGGCUGAAUGUCAAAAUAGCACAAACUGCAGUCUAGUGACUGUGAACAUCUGACGAUGGUUCGUGACUGCUGCCUGCACCCAAAUAAAGCACAAAACAUUUUGCAAUAUAAACGUGAAUUGUAACCGUAUGUACUGUACUACCUUCUGCUCAACAGGGGACCCAUGCCAAACUGGCAGAGCCACUGGUACAAACUGCCCCCUCACAGGUUCUCAUUCAAUUUUGUCAGUGAACGUCAGCACUGUCCUAUUCACAGUUCUCUCUGGUUUUUUUGUAGCAACUCUGUGUGAUAUUGACUUAUAAAUUACAGACAUUUCAUCGUCUUUGACAUACAACUAGAAUACCCUACGGCCAGGACAUCAGGGCCUGGUGAUUCUGUGUGUUUCGCAUGCAGUCAGUGACUGAGCAAAGAGGAAUUUGUACAUGAGCCAUCGUUGAUGAGCUGCUGUUAGGCUAGUGAACCGUACAAAAUGGGAGAUAAUUUUCCCAACCAAACGAAAAUAGAUUAAUGUCUGGAAUCGGGGUCAACAUCACAUUAUAUUUUAUGCUCAUAGAAUCCUAAAUGCCUUUGAAUCAUAUUGUAUCAGUGAUAGUGACACACAAGCAGUGAUCCAAAAUGAGACGUUGUAAGAGUUGAAAAUGCCAAAUAAAGAUCCCUACAUGUGAAUUGCAAGGCUGUAAGCCAACUUCAGAGGUUCAGAUGUCAGCAUGUGAACCUUUGAUCAUUUAUAAACAGCCUUUAAUGUAUCCCUGAUACCUUAUUACUAUAUAUAGGUAUAAUAUGUACUGUGUAAUUGAGUUUUAAAAGGUGAUAAAUAAAUUAUUUCCUCCAUAUCUUCUCAGAGUGUAGGUGACACUCAGCAAUUUAUUUAUUACAUACUCUUUGUUACCCUGAAAGGAUUGUAAGUUUUGAGAGGCAGCCACAUUUUAUGGGAUUGGAGUCACAUGUUGGCUCAGUUGCAUCAGGGUGGCAGGUCAAUAGAUUUUUAUUAGCUAAGGUUAUUAAGGGAAAUGGAAUCAAGACAUAUAAAUUAAGAAUAAAUGGAAGUACAGAUCUAACUGAUCCCAUGAUCUAACUAAAUGACAGAACAGGCUUGAGGGACUGAAUGGCCCCCUCCUGUUCUUUUAACAUUCUUUCUAGGGUGUAGGUGUUGCUGGCCAGGACAAUAUUUGUUGCCAAUCCCAUGCCCAUCCUUAAUUGCCCUUCUGAAUGUGGCAGUGAGCCACUUUUGUGAACUGCUACAGUCACAUGUAGGCCAGGCCAGGUAAGGAUGGCAGAUUUCCUUCCCUACAAGAAACUAGCGAACCAGAUGGGUUUUUAAUGACAGUUGACCUGGCAAGCAUUAUUGAGACCGGAGGUGGAAUCUGGUGGAGGUGACGUGGUCUUGCCUGCCUGCUGGAGAGCCAGUGAGUGACCCAUAUGUCACCUCUUUUGGGGAAGGCCCGCUGACCUCGAGCCAGUGAGGCAGUUCAGAGGCCACUGGCAGGCCUUUCCCCAGGAUCAGUACCCUGAGGGUGGAGGUCCUGCAUAUUGACCAGCAGCAUCUGUAGGAAGGUGGGUGGGUGCUGCCGGACCGACAUCCACCCGAGGCUCAGAGUUGAGGAGCGACCCAAGCCACAGAUUAAUGAUGGCAGGAGGGGUUUCACUAGCAAUGGGGGUGGGUUGACGGCAAGUGGAGGGUGGUGGCUCUCAGUGGGCCCCCCCCACUUCCCGAUGCUGGGUCCCUCAAUCAGGCACUGAGUGCUUUUGAAUGAGGGACCAUGCCCUGGGAGAUAAGUAGCCUGCAGAGGUUUACCUGUUGUGUAUGCUGCAUGGUGACAGGCCUGUCCGUAGCUGAGUUAAUACCAGUGGCAGUGGGAUGAGACCCUUAAGUGGUCAUUAACUGUCCACUUAAGAGCCUGAAUUGGCAGCGGGGUUCCCAUUCCCGGACUUAAUCAGGGUGGAGAUGGGAAGAUGGCAUGGAGCUCACUUGCCACCCUUCUGCCCAAUUAAAUGCCCUCGCCACCUUCAAACACGCCACUCGAGAGGGCAGCAGAUUAUGCCCUAAAUUUUAAUUCCAGAUUUUAUUAAUUCAUUAAAUUUAAAUUCCACCAGUUGUCAUGGUGGGAUUUGAACCUGUGCCAACAGAACCUGAGCCUCUGGAUUACUGGCCCAGUGACAUUACCAACACAUCCCAACCUCCUCUAGCUUCCCUUCCCUGAACGAUAUGCAUGAGUCAGUUGGGCUCAUACAGCAACCCAGCUCCAUCUUGCCUUGGUUUGUUCUUUCUCACUGCCAGCCUGCAGAUUUUAUUGAAUUCAGUUUCACCAGUUCUGCAAUGGGAUUUGAAUUCAUAUUCUCUGGAUUACUAGUCCAUUUUUGUAACCAUUACACUUGGUGCAACCAUAAUUUUUAUACCUUUAGCUUAGAUGGUGUGGGGGAUGCUGUUGUCCUCUCUUCUCCGAAGAACAUUCCAAUCUUUCAGGACUGAAAUAUUGAUGGAAUACACUGUCAUGUGACCAGUGAGCUUUUAUUUUACCAAGGAGAUCACAGAGUUAUUCACUACCCACUGGAAAUAAGUAUUUAUAUAUAUAUGUACAGGUAGACAGGAAUUGCAAGGUUCAGCUGCCAAUGUCUAAACUUUUGUGAUACGGAUACGUGACCACCAGAAUUGGAGUUACAGAGGGAAUGCUGCACUGUUAGGGGUGAGGUCUUUCAGGUGAAAUGCUAAGCUGAGGCCCUGUCUUCCCUCUGAGCCAGAUGAGCCAGAUCUCAAGGUAUUAUUUUGAAGAAAAGCAGAGGUGGCCUGGCCAACAGGAAUCCCUCAAUCAACAUCUCUAAAACUGAUAGUGCAGUCAUUUAUCGCACUGCUGUUUCUGGGAUCUUGCUGUGUUCAAAAUGACUGCUCGUUUCUCAGCUUUCACAAGUGACCACACUUAAAAAAGUACUUCACUGACUGAAGCAUUUUGAGCCAUCCUGAGGGUGCUAUAUGAACGCAAGUUCUUUCUUCUGACUUUCUUUACCAUCUGGGACCAUUGUUCUUUUGGCCACAAGACAAUCAUAAAGGUAAUGCGCAGACCACUUACAAACCGCCCCCUUUAAGAUACCAUGCUCCACCCAAAAAUUUAUAGGUACCAUACUUUGAAAUAAACAGGCCACGCACAACAAAUAAAACUUAGAGGGACUGUUGUCUGAGAUCUGCGCUCAUAUCUAACAAAUCAUUGUGCAGGCAGUGUCUGCUUUAUAAUUGUAUGACAAAAAUAUUUCACACUCUACUUAAUAGUAUAAUUUUGUUGUGCAAGUUGUACUAUUGAUUAUGUACGUGACCACAAGAUACUGUGCUCAAUAAAUGUUUUGUUGUGGAA